CACCUUGCGAGGUGGGGCGGAGUAUGAGGGCGGGGCCGGCCCUAAAUUCUCCUACAGAGGCUGCAGCGAUCCCUCCCCGAGCUCCCAACCGGAACCCUAGUAACUUCAGGUUAGCUAGAAGCAUCUACCACAUUUUCCAGGCAAGAGUUUAAAAAACAAACAAACAAACAAAAAGCUGGGCAUGGUGACAAAGGCUUAUAAUCAGCACCUGAUGGGAUGUCGAGGCAGGAGGAUGAAGAUUUCAAGGUCAUCCUGGGCUUCAUACUGAGUUCUAGAAAUUGGCACGUUAACUCUAUCAUGGAAGAUUAUCCUGUGUACAGUGUUCACAUCAACUUUUCUUCUUGUCGGACUUCAAAAUCAUCAGUGGUUUAAAGAAACAGAGUUUCCUCAAAAACCCAGACAAUUAUAUACCGUAAUUGCAGAGUAUGUCUCCCGGCUCUAUAAUUACCAGGCCAGACUUCGCAUGCCUAAGGAGCAAGUAGAACUCUUAAAGAAGGAAAGCCAGACUUUGGAGAACAAUUUUCGUGAAAUCCUGAUUUUAAUUGAACAAAUAGAUGUUCUGAAGGCAUUGCUUCGAGACCUGAAGGACGGCAUACACAAUCACAGCUGGUCUGUCCCCCGAGAGGCUGUGCAGGACAAGGCUACCACUGAGGUUCUAGAUGAGGAGAUGUCAAACUUGGUACAUUAUGUACUUAAAAAGUUCAGAGGGGACCAAAUACAGAUGGCUGAUUAUGCCCUGAAGUCAGCUGGAGCCUCUGUCAUUGAAGCUGGGACCUCAGAAAGUUACAAAAACAAUAAAGCAAAACUGUACUGGCACGGGAUAGGGUUCCUCAAUUACGAGACGCCACCAGACAUGAUUCUUCAGCCAGAUGUCCACCCUGGAAAGUGCUGGGCCUUUCCAGGCUCCCAGGGUCAUAUCCUGAUCAAGCUAGCCAGGAAAAUCAUCCCAACAGCAGUUACCAUGGAGCACAUCUCAGAGAAGGUGUCCCCCUCAGGAAAUACCUCGAGCGCACCCAAGGAGUUCUCUGUCUAUGGCGUUCUGAAAAAAUGUGAAGGAGAAGAAAUGCUUCUAGGUCAGUUUACGUAUAACAAAACGGAAACAACCAUUCAAACAUUCGAGCUCCAGAAUGCAGCGUCUGAGUCUUUGUUAUGUGUGAGACUUCAAAUCCUCAGCAACUGGGGGCAUCCAAAGUAUACUUGUUUGUACAGAUUCAGAGUCCAUGGCAUCCCCAGUGAUCACACUUAGAGGAGCUGGUGCAGAAGGUGGCAGCCGUGCAGGCAGGAUGUCCAAGGAUGCUUGCCAUUCCCUUACAUCAGAUUGCACCCCUAAGAACCAAAGAUUUGGAGUGGGAGGGAAGCCUCACACUCACCCCUACUAGGCAGUAAGAAGUAAAUGGAUUUUACUAAUAAAAAAAAAUGAAAGUCAAUUCAGCACCUUCUGGUAGUUCACUUUGAGCAUCCAGAGGUGAGUUUGUAUUUAGAAGAGGGUCUUGCUGGGAACCCACCACAGCUUCUGCACUUUAAGUUAUUCCUCCUCCACAUCAGGCACAACGCCCACUCUCACCACUGUUAACCAACCCUGAGCUACAGGCUCUGGGCCGUGGAAGUGGAGAAGCCCCAGAUAAGGUUUAAGUUAGAGGUAAAAGUCAACAGCAUGUUCUGGCCGUGAACGUUUGCAGAUGGUUUGAUGGACUCCUCGGAAUUCAGUACUGUCCCUUUAAAAAUUACAAACGGGCCAGCCACAUGGCUCAGCUGGGAAAGGCCCUUUGUGGCCAAGUCUGGUGAUCUAAGUUCAGUCCUCAGAACAUACAUGGUGGAAGGAGAGAUCCAGCUCUCCAAAAACUGUCCUCUGACCUCCUAUACAAAAUAAAUAAAUAAAUAUAAUAAUUUAAAAAAAUUACAAACAAGUAAAAUCUGUACAAUCUGUUAGAUGUGAAACUGCUGCAUGUAAAUCAAAGCUACACAUAAAUAAAAAUAAUGAUCAGAUGUA
Peromyscus leucopus (white-footed mouse) is the source of this 1990-nucleotide messenger RNA. It is a transcript of the gene Sun3, whose product is annotated as Sad1 and UNC84 domain containing 3. Gene Ontology annotation, molecular function: protein-membrane adaptor activity. Bases 464 to 1246 code for a protein of 260 amino acids. Gene Ontology annotation, biological process: nuclear envelope organization. The record is from RefSeq and is a predicted model, not a curated record. Gene Ontology annotation, cellular component: nuclear envelope; meiotic nuclear membrane microtubule tethering complex. NCBI's taxonomy places the organism in Eukaryota, Metazoa, Chordata, Mammalia, Rodentia, Cricetidae. The transcript has 10 exons.